AGAAACCUCAAUUUGCCACAUUUUUCUCUCACUAAAACCCUCUUCCCUCUCUGUCUAUAUACUUUGCACUGUUCCUUCUCUCUCUGCGCAUAUCUUCUCCUUGCAGACUCAGUAAAAUAUUCUUGCAAAUACUAAAAUAACCCACAAAUUCUAUAAGCAAAAGGCGUGCUCUGUUUUUCGCCUUUUUUAAUAAUUCCGGUUUUUUGAUUGAUAUCUUAGCUCACGAUCUUCCAGUUUGAUUGCUGAAAUGGAGGCAAUUUAGAGCUCGACCCAUCAGACCCGUGUGGAAAAAAUAAAAAAUUAAAGUGAAAGAGCGGAAAAAGCGUGAUUCUUUGAUCAUGGCUGUGGUGGAGAAUGCCGGAGCUAACGCGAUUGCGUCGUCGAAUUGCGACAACGACGCGGUGGUUAACGGGCAGGGAGCUAAGCCGGCUGAUCAGAGUUUCCAUAAGAUGCCUAACGGCCAUCAUCAGCUGGGUGUCAAUGGAAAUGGGGGGACUUUGGAGAAGAAGAUGGAUGGGGAGGAAGAUGAUGGAGGGGAGGGGUUUAAGAGGGAUAUGCGGGAUUUGGAGGAAAUGCUGUCGAAAUUGAAUCCGAUGGCGAAGGAAUUCGUGCCGCCGUCUCUCUCCGCCUUCGCUGGUGGGCAGCACAAGCUGCUGGUGCCGCCUCACGCUGCUGCGGUUGCUGCGGCUGCGGCCGGGCAUUUUGGGUUCAGCACUAAUGGUUUUGUGAUGCAGCAGCAGGUUAACUCGGGAGUUCCCACUGCCAAUUCUUUUAGAAGGAAGAAAAAUGGCUUUGUUAAUGGAAAGCGGAGGAUGAAUAGCCGAACGAGCAUGGCUCAAAGAGAGGACGUGAUUAGGCGGACGGUCUAUGUCUCUGACAUUGAUCACCAGGUAACCGAAGAGCAACUUGCGGCGCUUUUCAUUGGCUGUGGACAGGUGGUGGAUUGCCGUGUUUGUGGCGACCCCAAUUCCGUUCUUCGCUUUGCCUUCAUUGAGUUCACUGAUGAGGAAGGGGCAAGGAAUGCUUUGAGCUUAGCUGGAACUAUGCUCGGCUAUUAUCCUGUGAGAGUGCUACCUUCGAAAACUGCUAUUGCCCCUGUUAAUCCAACAUUUUUGCCAAGGUCUGAGGAUGAAAGGGAGAUGUGUGCAAGAACUAUCUACUGCACAAACAUAGAUAAAAAGGUCACUCAAGCAGACGUCAAACUCUUCUUUGAGUCUAUUUGCGGAGAGGUUUAUCGUUUGAGGUUGCUUGGUGAUUAUCAUCACUCAACUCGUAUAGCUUUUGUGGAGUUUGUGAUGGCGGAGAGCGCAAUAGCAGCACUGAACUGCAGCGGAGCAGUCUUAGGAUCACUGCCCAUAAGAGUUAGCCCAUCUAAGACUCCAGUCCGACCCCGUGCCCCACGCCAAUCCAUGCACUGAUUGCUCAUGAAGCACCUCUUUUAAGUUAUAUAUACAUAGAAACUGAUACUUGCCAUGGUAUCUAUUAUGUGUUUUUAGCUUCUAUUUUUCCUAUGUCUGCUUCAGAUGUAUGGUUUGCCUGUAGAGUACGACUAUUUUCGAGGCUUUAUUAUGCUGCACAUUACGCUGCGUUGAGCUUAGUAGGCACUUCCCUCA
Molecule: messenger RNA, 1613 nt
Organism: Salvia hispanica
Lineage: Eukaryota; Viridiplantae; Streptophyta; Magnoliopsida; Lamiales; Lamiaceae
Product: polyadenylate-binding protein-interacting protein 12-like
Molecular function (GO): RNA binding
Source: RefSeq, a predicted model, not a curated record